AACUUUGUUUUAAAUGAGCAGCUCCAGUAAUUAUUGCUAAAUGCUUGGUGUUAUGAAAUUUAAUCAUUUCCACUCAACUGGGACAUUUUUUAAAAUGUUGCAGAGAUUGGUAUUUAUAAAAAUAUAAUAGGUAAUUUAAAGAUGUUUUUAUUGUUUAAAUCUUAUGUCAUGUGGUUCAGAGAUACAUUUUGUUAUUGAAGGUGUCAAAUUUCCCUGCUAACUCCUCCCCUUCCUGGACUCAGUGAUUUACUAUUGAGUUUCCUACCAAGUUGUUUUAACUUUCAUUCUCCAUCUUAAUUUAGUUCCUGGUUGUUUUUAGUUAAAACUGUAUUUUUUAUCAGAAAAAUAACCCUGAAUAGUUUCAAUUAAACCAAAAGUUGAGUUUGCUUGCCGUGACAACGAGGAAAUGGUUGCUAUGAUAACUGCGUCACUGUGCUGCGUUCAGCUUUUUGUCAUCUUCAUUGUUCUUGUUUCAGCAGAUCAGAUUUCUACAGAGCUCCAGUUUGAACCUGGACAAAACAUCAAUCUAAAAUGCAGAACUCCUGACAACAAACCUGCCGCCGUCGUAGAGUGGAACAGAACUGAUUUGGAGGAUGAAUUUGUACUUUUAUUUCGGGAUGGUAAGUUGGAUCCGGAACACCAGCACCAAAUGUACGAGAACCGAGUGGAUCUACGCGACCAGCAGAUGAAAGAUGGAGACGUGUCUUUGGUCCUGAAUAACAUGGUGCCUGAUGACAGAGGAACAUAUGAGUGCAGGGUUGCUCAGGCAGAAACUAAUCGAAAGAAAAGAGCUGUGCUGGAUUCAGAUCCUAUCUGCACCUUCAAGUUGAGCCUAGCCCCUCUUCCAGGGAGCCUGGAUGGACAAAGCAAGAACAGAGGAAACAAACCUGCUGCAUUGAAUAAAGGAUGGAAUAAAGCCAGAGAUGAUAAGCUAAUAAUUGGUCUGGCAGUCUGGUAUAUUAUUGUUCUAGUUACUGGUUUUGUGGCUCUUUACCAUAUAAGGAACAGGCGUUUUUAAGUGUAGGUCUUAGUGUCCACUUUACUUGCCAUGAUGAUGAAUGGUAUGAGGGGAGACGGAAGACAAUCCUUGUUGUGAAAUAAUAACCACGUUCCUCCUCAUGACCAACCCGUCCAUAAUGAUCCUGGCUCUGCAGCAUCUCCAUUUCUGUUUGUAU
Xiphophorus couchianus (Monterrey platyfish) is the source of this 1175-nucleotide messenger RNA. Its product is annotated as coxsackievirus and adenovirus receptor homolog. The coding region runs from base 407 to 1018 and encodes 203 amino acids. The transcript has 3 exons. Lineage: Eukaryota; Metazoa; Chordata; Actinopteri; Cyprinodontiformes; Poeciliidae. Gene Ontology annotation, biological process: cell surface receptor signaling pathway; negative regulation of T cell proliferation; positive regulation of T cell proliferation. Gene Ontology annotation, cellular component: external side of plasma membrane. The record is from RefSeq and is a predicted model, not a curated record.